AUGUGUGGUUUGAACGUAGUUCAGCUACGAGAAGAACUACAGAAACGAAGCCUUGUCACAAGUGGCAACAAAGAAGUACUAGUAGCACGUCUGAGAGAAGCUCUCAUUGACGAAGGUAAGAACCCAGACGAAUUCAAGUUUGAUGGUGCUGACGAAGACAAUGAAAUUAGCACAGGCACGUUUACAACCGCUAAAAUGAUGGAACUUCUGCUUAGUAUGUCAACUGAAAUAAAACAACAGAUCAAAGAACAGUCCGAACAACAGUCCGAACGACAGGCAGAAGAGUUAAAACAACAGAUCAAGGAACAGUUCGAACGACAGACAGAGGAGUUAAAACAGAUCAAGGACCAGCUAAAACACGUAAAAUUGGAAGUGGCAGAACAGAUUGAAGAACAGUCAACAAGAAUAGAAAUGAUCGAGCAGAAACUUGAUCGUCAGACCGUUGAGGUAGAUCACAAGAUAGACAAAUUGAAGCGAGAAUUGGAGCAAUCCAAAAAAAUGGCCAUGCCGUUAGAUCACGCAUCCGGAAGAACUUUGAAGGUACCAGCAUUUGACGGAGAGAUGUCCUGGAACAUUUAUAAAACCCAGUUCGAAGCAGCGGCAACUAGUAACUGUUGGAACGGAAAAGAACGAGCAACAGCACUGAUACUGGCUCUGCGAGGUUCAGCAGCAGAGGUUCUUCAGACGAUUCCGCCGGAGAACCACUUCGACUAUGAAGUUCUGCAGCUGGCACAAGAUAUCGAACGGUUGACAUUGCUGUCGUAUCCGACAUCAGACCCCGAGCAUAGAGACGAAACUGCCCUGGAUACGUUUAUCAAAGCCUUUCGUGAUUCGGAACUCAAGCAAUCCCUUCUCUUGUCAGAUAAACGAAAACUCAAGGAUGCCGUUGCGCACAGUCUCACUUUUGAAUCGGCAAAGCAAGCAUCAAAAAGUGACGUACAUGAAGAAUGCCCUUGCCAGAAGGUGGUUGUGAAACGCGAACCUCAACAGCAUGGUGUACCUCAAUGCUGGAUUUGUAGUGAAAAAGGCCAUCUACGUCGUGAUUGUAAACACCGCCUAAAAGAUAACUACUGCCGAAAUUGCGCGACAAGAUGGCGCAAAAGAAGAGAAGAUGAUCCUGUAUCACGAUCGGCCCCUUCUAACGAAGGGGCGGGAAAACUAAUAAAAGCCAACUUUUCGGGCUGA
Molecule: messenger RNA, 1185 nt
Organism: Helobdella robusta
Lineage: Eukaryota; Metazoa; Annelida; Clitellata; Rhynchobdellida; Glossiphoniidae
Exons: 2
Coding region: 1-1185 (394 amino acids)
Molecular function (GO): zinc ion binding; nucleic acid binding
Source: RefSeq, a predicted model, not a curated record